AAAAUUUGAAUUAGAAAAAUUUCACCCAGAAAGAAAAAGAAAAAAAGAAACAGAAAAUCAGACCAGCUCCCCUCAUCGACGAUCGUCAGCCCCUGACGAGAUCUUCCCCCGACUGAAGCGGCGAUCAUUGCUGCUCCCGAGAGCAUUUCUGCUCCUACUCCACUGCGGCGUGCUGUUCGUUCGCGCUACCCCGCCACCAGCUUCUGCUCCACCCCCAUCGCCACCAGCUGCUGUUCCUGCCUCUUACUCCAUCUCAACCAGCUACUGCUGCUCCAGAGAGAAUUGAAAAUCGCCACAAAUUUCUUCAAUUUCGAGGGAAACUGUAGACUGGGGAUUUCGCUCAAUUUCGGUACUAACCUGACUCCUCUGAGGCCGAGCACAAAGUCAUCUUCACUGGUACAGACUGUUUUCAGAAGAAGACCGGCAGGGAGAGGAAGCAGAAGGUGGCAAAAGUUGGGGAUGGGUGUCCAAUUAUUAUGGAGAUCAUUGUCAUCUGGCAGAGGGAUUUUGAAUAUCUCGAGAAUCCUCGUACCAACUUCCGAAUGUCCGUGCUCUCUGCAGGCAACAUGGAGAGGAGAGAAAAUAAAAAGGGCACACAGCUUCUCAUGGAACAUGCGCAACAGAAGUCUGAAUAUUACCACUGCUUCUGGUUCAAAAGAUCAGAGCAGCAUUAGUAGCAGGAACUACUUGGAGUUGGCUGAUGAAGAGCUAAUGAAGCAGUGUGAGAUGAGCACAUUCCGGACAUCGGGGCCUGGGGGUCAACACCGCAACAAACGCGAUUCAGCUGUCCGUCUUAAGCACCUUCCAACAGGCAUCACUGCUCAAGCUUCUGAGGACAGGUCCCAGCACAAAAAUCGUGCCUCUGCUCUUUCCCGCCUUCGUACCCGCUUGGCUCGGAAAGUUAGGAACACCGUGGAACUUGAUGCGUAUUCACCACCCCCGGAACUUCUUCAAAUACUUCCUGCCAAGUCCACCUUAAAAGACUCCGGCCCCCAAAUUGGACCCAACAACCCCAAGUUUAAUGCGGGAAUGCAAGCCUUGUUAGAUCUCCUAUAUGCAGUUGAAGGUUCUGUAUCUGAUGCUGCAAGUAUGCUUGGCCUAAGCACUGGGGCAUUGUCUCGUCUAAUCCUAUCUGAUGAUUCUCUUCGGAUGGAAGUAAAUGAGCUAAGAGCUUCUAAGUUGGGCAUCCAUUGCAGGGGAUGAAGCCUCUCAAGUAGGAUCCCCCCUCUCUGUACUGUUUGGGUGGUGGAAUAUCUUUCUAUACUUCUAUAGUUCUAGAAGUGCGAUGGCUGGCAUCCUUUAAACAAUUGGGAGCAUAUGGCAUAGAUGUAGGAGAUAUAGCAGAGUUGGAGGAGGGUUGGACGAGUGGGACGAUUGAGAUUGAUAUGCGAGUUUCGAUGUUUGUACUUCUUUAAUAGCUCGGAGUUGGAACUUUUCUCUUGUUCUACCAUUGGGUUGCACUUCCACUGGCCCUUGCUUAGAGUGUCUCCCCUGCACUGCCUGAUCAUUUCCAUCUCCCUUUCCCAUGCAGUUUUCUCUAUCCUUUUUCAUAUAAAAAUAAUGAAUAUACUAGAAGUAGAUCUGCGACACUCGAAGAUUGUUAAAUUAAUAUUUCAUUCUUUCAUUCAA
Punica granatum (pomegranate) is the source of this 1629-nucleotide messenger RNA. The record is from RefSeq and is a predicted model, not a curated record. Lineage: Eukaryota; Viridiplantae; Streptophyta; Magnoliopsida; Myrtales; Lythraceae.